AUGAAUUUCCAGUACAACUGUGUUGAGUGCAGUUUUCAGUAUGUAGUAUGCAGACCACAUCAGUUGCGCUACAACAUGAAUUUCCAGUACAACUGUGUUGAGUGCAGUUUUCAGUAUGUAGUAUGCAGACCACAUCAGUUGCGCUACAACAUGAAUUUCCAGUACAACUGUGUUGAGUGCAGUUUUCAGUAUGUAGUAUGCAGACCACAUCAGUUGCGCUACAACAUGAAUUUCCAGUACAACUGUGUUGAGUGCAGUUUUCAGUAUGUAGUAUGCAGUAUUUCAGUAUGCAGACCACAUCAGGUGCGCUACAACAUGUAUUUCCAGUACAACUGUGUUGAGUGCAGUUUUCAGUAUGUAGUAUGCAGUAUUGCAGUAUGCAGACCACAUCAGGUGCGCUACAACAUGUAUUUCCAGUACAACUGUGUUGAGUGCAGUUUUCAGUAUGCAGUAUGCAGACCACAUCAGGUGCGCUACGACAUGCAUUUCCAGUACAACUGUGUUGAGUGCAGUUUUCAGUAUGUAGUAUGCAGUAUUGCAGUAUGCAGACCACAUCAGUUGCGCUACAACAUGUAUUUCCAGUACAACUGUGUUGAGUGCAGUUUUCAGUAUGCAGUAUGCAGACCACAUCAGGUGCGCUACGACAUGCAUUUCCAGUACAACUGUGUUGAGUGCAGUUUUCAGUAUGCAGUAUGCAGACCACAUCAGGUGCGCUACGACAUGCAUUUCCAGUACAACUGUGUUGAGUGCAGUUUUCAGUAUGCAGUAUGCAGACCACAUCAGGUGCGCUACAACAUGCAUUUCCAGUACAACUGUGUUGAGUGCAGUUUUCAGUAA
Messenger RNA from Macrosteles quadrilineatus (aster leafhopper), 837 nucleotides. Its product is annotated as zinc finger protein 44-like. The record is from RefSeq and is a predicted model, not a curated record. The transcript has a single exon. NCBI's taxonomy places the organism in Eukaryota, Metazoa, Arthropoda, Insecta, Hemiptera, Cicadellidae. The coding region runs from base 1 to 837 and encodes 278 amino acids.